AUGGCCCAGUGGGGUCCAAUUUGGAAAGAGGUUGAGCGGAAGACCGGGCUCGACGUCAGCGUGGUUUCUUCAGAUUCGAUGGACAAUGGAAUGAAGAACGCUGGGUUCACCAACAUUACGUCCGAGGAUUACUGUGUUCCCCUCGCGCCCUGA
Sordaria macrospora k-hell is the source of this 153-nucleotide messenger RNA. Lineage: Eukaryota; Fungi; Ascomycota; Sordariomycetes; Sordariales; Sordariaceae. The record is from RefSeq and is a predicted model, not a curated record.